ACCUUCCCCUCACACCGAGUGAAGGGUUGUGCUUUAAAGUUUGGAUAGAAACGUCUGUGAAGGAAAACAGGGAACAAGAGUGGCUUGUCGAUGAGCAGACAGGGUGUUUUCUAACCAGUCUGUCCGCCCUGUUCACAGGCCCUUAGGGACACCAGAAUGAGCUUUGCGUUGGCAAAGGGCCGUCUGGAGGUCCUUCAGAUCUGCCGCUUGCUGCAGUGGAUCCAUAAAGGAGACAAGGUGGAGAUAGAGAAGAUGGUGAAGCUUGGGGUGAAGAACCUCAUUAACCUCACAGAGCCACAGGACGGCUUGGGUGUGCUUCAUCUGGCAGUUUCAGCCAAUAAUAGCGACCUGGUUGACUUCCUCCUCACCCUUGGAGCUCAUCCCGACGUCCAAGACAUGCUGGGCCGUACGCCUGCUAUGUUGGCUGCUGAACUGGGCAACAAGGAGAUUUUAUCGCUGCUGCUCCAGAAGCAACCUGACAUGAGGCUAGUGGACACUGAGGGCAAAGGCGUGCUGUUCUACUGCAACUACCCCACCAAGCGUCACGCCCGCUGUCUUCAAAUGGCACUGAAGAACCAGGCUGAUCCUAACAAUGUUUCUGUGAAAGGGGUCCAUGUCCUUAAGCUGAUGUGUGAUAAAGCUGAUGAGUGUACCCCCUUGUGUCUCCUCCUGCUGGAAGCUGGUGCAGACCCUAAUGCAACAAAUAAGGAAACUGGUGUGACAGCGUUAAUGGAGGCAGCCCAGACAGGCUCCCUGCCAGUUGUUCGAGACAUUCUCAGGAGGGGUGGAAACCCUAAUACCCUGGAUAAAAAGCGCUUCAAUGCAGCACAUUAUGCUGCCUUGAGCGGCUGUUUUGAGGUCAUUCAAGUGUUGUCAGCAUUUGCAGCAGAUAUGGAUGUGAUUAACAUGGAUAACUGUACACCUUUACACUACGCCGCUGCCACAGGCCAUGCCAACUCCUGCAAAUUCUUAGCUCAGAGAGGUUGUAACCCUAAACUGAAGAACAAGGAAGGUUUGCUGCCACGUCAGAUUGCCAAAGACUCCGGUCACAAAGCAGCAGCCAAGGAGCUGAGGAAAGCCGAGAGGCAACAUGGGAAGGGCAAAAAAUCGGACAGUAGCACCUUGAUGUCAGAUCUCUGGGCUUUGACCCUUCAUGAUUGGUCAAAUGAGUAUGAGGCUGAAUUAAGGGAAGCAUUUGGGGACAAAUUGGGCACAGUUGACACAGAGACCUUUCUGACAGUGUUAGAGGAGCUAAUCGCUCCGGUUGAACUAUCCCAACUCCAUAUGGUUAUCUUAGCCCACGACAAGAAAGGAGAAGGCAAUAUCAACGUGACUGACUUCAUCAAAGGCGUCAGAUACAUCAAGAAAGCCUUCCGGCUUUCUGUGUACACGUCUCAUAAGAAAAAGAAAGAAAAGGGAGGAAAGGGGGGUAAGAAAAAGAAGGGUGGAUUUGUCCUCCCCAUCCCCAUUUGCACCAUCGUACCAGAGCUCAAGCCUAGACGACCUGAUGGAGGCCCUCCUCACUUCAUGAUUGAGAAGUACCAGAAUUUAUCAGAUAUUCACCGGUUUGACCAUGACCACCCUCCGGAGCAUCCCAUAGUCAAUGACUCAGGAUGGUACAAAGAGAAGCCAAACAAAAUUUACAUAAACAUCAACUACUGUGUGACGAAUGGAGAUCUGGAGUCUCUGGACCUCGCCUUCAGUCAAGGAGUGCCUGUUGAUGUUCAGGAUGAAUAUUAUAAGACCCCACUGAUGGAGGCCUGCUCUAGUGGCAACUACGAGGUGGCUCAGUACCUUCUGAGCAAGGGGGCUGAUAUGAACCUGUGUGACCAGUUCUUUUGGACGCCCCUUCACCAUGCGGCUCACGCGGGACAUUUCGAAAUUGUCGAGCUUUUGGUCAAGGCUGGGGCCGCAGUCGACGCAAAGGCCCUCAGCGAGGGCACACCGCUCAUGAGAGCCAUCGAGAGGUCCAGCUUCUCGUGUGUGGACUUCCUCAUCAAGGCGGGGGCCAAAGUCAAUGCAGAGAGCAAGAAAGGACAAAACUGCCUGGAAAUGGCCAUAAGUUUUGGAGAUUCAAAGAUAGUGAAGCUGAUAGAAGACGAGAUGAGCUCUCUGCCAGAAAUCAAAACCGCAAAAGGAACAGCAGCCAAAUCUAACCCUGCUAAAAAGAAGGUGGCUACUAGAAAUUGGGCUGUGCAGAGUAAGACAAUGACUGAGACAUCAGGGAAGACCCCCACACAGAUUAAUUCCAAGAGCAUCAUCCUCUAUAACAGCAGGAUCGCUGCAGGAAAAGCUAACACAGUGGAUAUCAGCUUUGUGCCAAAAACUGUUUGGGGUAAACCCCCCAGCACCAGCCAGCUGAUGUCAAACAUAGAGAGACAAAAGGAGCGCCUAACCCUGGAGGUGGACUUUGAUGACUUGCUGAUGCCUUUCAGCCAGCGCUUCCAGACCAGGAUCCUGGAGAUAACAAAACCAAAGACUAAACUGGAGGAAAGACAGAGACAAGUGUCAUAAUAAUGUUACUCGUUUUAUGUUGUCAUCAUUCUUGCCUUUUUUGUUUUUGUUUUAGUUUUUCUAUAUUCUUGACAUCUAACAUGAAAAAAACACAUCCAGUAUAUGCCUAUUCCGGUCUAUGUGAUUUUAAUAACUAGCUCACAAAGCUAUAGAGAUAAUGAGAAUAAUAAGUAAUGAAGUGAAAAUAAAAGGUUUUUUUCUUUUAGUGUUCUGGGACUGUUUUUGUUAUUUUGCAUUUAGAUUUUAGGAUCUUCUCUUCUUGAGCCAGUUUCCAGUUUGGCUACAGAAGCCGAUAGAAUGUUCACCCAUGGUCCCUUGCCAAAUUAUUCCUACCCUUUAAUGUUUUUUGGGUUUUUUUCAUUAUUGCUCUGGCUGAAUGUUCAGAGUUGUCCGCCUAGAAGGUGAUCAUCUGCCCUAGUCUAAGCCAUUUGCAGCCCCAACAAGGUCCAUGGUGGUAAAGCUCCAUGAGUCUUCCCAUCAACUCAUACCGGCUACUUGUCCCUGCUGGAGAAACGCAUCUCCACAGAAUGAUGCUGCCACCACCAUGUAGGAUUGUAGGGAUGGUGUGUUCAGGGUGAAGUGCAGUGUCAGCUGUCUGCCACACGUAAAAUUUUGCAUGUAGGCCAAAACGUUUCAUUUUGUUCGCAUCUGUCCAGAGCACCUUCUUCCAUACGUUUGCUGUUUCUACUACAUGGUUUGUGGCAAACUCUAAACAGGACUUUUAUGGCUUCCUUUCAACAAUGGCUUUCUUCUGGCCACUCUUCUAUAAAGGCCAGAGUUUUGGAAUGCAGCAGUAGUUGUUCUGUCAACCAAAUUUCUCCUACCUGAGCCAUGGAUCAAUGCAGCUACUCCAGAGUUAACAUUAGCCUUUUGCUGCUUCUCUGAUUAUUGCUCUCUUUGUUCAGCCUGUUAGUUUAGGUGGACAGCCAUGUCUUGGUAGGUGACUUCUGUAAGCUAGAUUGGAUUUUAUUUAGGUAUAUGAGAGUAAGGGGAUGCUAAAUACAAAUGCUCACCACAUUUCCAGACAUGUAAUUGUAAAAUAUUGUUUAACAUCUUAUAAAGAAUGUAUUUUACUUCCACUACACUGUUAUGAGCUAUUUUGUGUUCAUUUGAAUUUGAGUUUGUGGUUGUAACAUUAUGACAAGUGAAAAAGCCAACACAUUUGCUUAAUAAAAGUCCACACCUCUGA
Molecule: messenger RNA, 3703 nt
Organism: Girardinichthys multiradiatus
Lineage: Eukaryota; Metazoa; Chordata; Actinopteri; Cyprinodontiformes; Goodeidae
Gene: ankef1a
Product: ankyrin repeat and EF-hand domain containing 1a
Exons: 11
Coding region: 157-2514 (785 amino acids)
Molecular function (GO): protein binding
Source: RefSeq, a predicted model, not a curated record